AUGGCUACAAAGGCUGUAGCUCGCGUUAGAAAGAAGGAUAUUGUAAAGGUUGUCCACGGGGCGCUGCUAAGAACAAAUAUCAGAGCGCAAAUGGCUUCUGCAGCCCCUCCGUUGGGUCCACAACUUGGUCAGCGUGGUUUGAACGUCGCUAAUUUCUGCAAGGAAUUCAACAAAGAGACUGGACAUAUAAAACCCGGUGUUGUUUUACCAACUCGAGUAGCUGUGAAACCUGAUCGGACUUAUACAUUGGAGAUCUGUUCUCCAGCCACUUCAUGGUUGUUAAAACAAGCGGCUGGGAUAGCGAGAGGAAAAGCGAACAAAGGAGAAAUCGCUGGCAAACUCUCUGUAAAGCACAUAUAUGAGAUUGCCAAAGUGAAAUCAAAGGACAAGUGCUUGGUAGGAGUUCCUUUACAGGAAAUAUGUCGACAAAUCAUUAAACAAUGUCGAACGUUGGGGAUUCAAGUACAACGAGAAGAUUUGGAUCCUGUGGAGCUAAAAGAAUUUCUCGACGAAAGACGGAGAGUUGUUGCAGAACAACUGAAAGCGCUAGCGGAUAAGAAAGCAGCAAAGAUGUUGAGAACAACGUAA
Strongylus vulgaris is the source of this 588-nucleotide messenger RNA. The record is from the annotation of a GenBank genome assembly. NCBI's taxonomy places the organism in Eukaryota, Metazoa, Nematoda, Chromadorea, Rhabditida, Strongylidae.